This is a messenger RNA of Mycena indigotica, 903 nucleotides long. RefSeq lists its product as uncharacterized. The transcript has 2 exons. The record is from RefSeq and is a predicted model, not a curated record. Bases 1 to 903 code for a protein of 300 amino acids. Lineage: Eukaryota; Fungi; Basidiomycota; Agaricomycetes; Agaricales; Mycenaceae.
AUGGCUCCGUCCACGGCCGCUCGCCCGCCCCCGUGCUGGUAUACCAAGCGCGCGACGGCCAAGCCCCCGCCCUUCUCCGACGCGUGGCCCGCUGCUCUGCUGCGCCUUGCGCGGCUCGGGGCUGCCGCCGGGACCGGGGAGGCCGGAUCUGACCAAGGGCGGGGAACGAAUGGUAGCAGAGAGGUGUUUGUCGGUAUAGUGCAUGUUUUGGAGGCCGUGGAGACGAUUACCAAUCGAGACGUGCGCACCGCGUUCAAACCGCUCUGCGAGGCACUCCUCCGCGCCGCACAGGCCCUGCAGGACUCGCUCUCACCCGGCCCGGAGGUCGCCGAGUUCGUGGAGCUGCUCGACGCGGUCCUGCUCACCGUGCGCGCCGCGCAGACCGCCCCGCGCCCGCCGCGCGAGCUCCGGAGGGCAUUUCGUAGGCGGUCGGCUGCGGAGGGGCUGGUGCCGGUGUGUAAGGACUAUGAGAUGAGGGCGGGCGAGUUUGAAAGGCGGUGGGUGGAGGCCAGCAGCAGCCCGACGGAUCAGGAGGAUGGGGAGCUUGCUGGAAGGGAUGACGACGACGAAGAAGUGCUGCUGUACACCGCCUUCAAGUUCCUGGCUGCCCACCGCGCCGAACACGGCCCGGAGGACCCGGUGCGGCGGGGACGCUCCUCGCAGCGGAGGACGCCGCCCGGGCACACCGCGCGCUGCGAGAGCACGCCGCGGCGACCGCACUCGAGCAGGAUGCGGCGCACGGCAGCAUUCGGGCCGGACCACGGGGACACGCUCCGGGCGGCGGAGGCGCUCGCCCGGACCCGCGCUGCCCAAGGAGACUUCGUCGGGACCGAGCGGCUCGAGGCAGAGAUGUCCUCCAACGGCGGACGCAGACACUCGGGCCGGGGCACGCGGACACACUGA